This is a messenger RNA of Dichomitus squalens LYAD-421 SS1, 2405 nucleotides long. RefSeq lists its product as uncharacterized. Gene Ontology annotation, biological process: exocytosis. The transcript is spliced from 16 exons. Lineage: Eukaryota; Fungi; Basidiomycota; Agaricomycetes; Polyporales; Polyporaceae. The coding region runs from base 24 to 1907 and encodes 627 amino acids. Gene Ontology annotation, molecular function: phosphatidylinositol-4,5-bisphosphate binding. Gene Ontology annotation, cellular component: exocyst. The record is from RefSeq and is a predicted model, not a curated record.
CUUGGACCUACAUUUCAUAUACCAUGGAUGAUGAGACUGCUGAAAUCGAGCUGCUUGAGCAGAACCUCAACAAGACUAGGCAAAUAUCACAGCGUAUGACUUCGAUCCUAUCCAGCUUCGAUACUCGACUGGUAAAACUUGAGAAGUCUAUCCUCCCGCUCUACACCUCCACACAGCUGCUCACGAGAAGAGCGAACAAUAUCGACAAUACAUUGCAGAAGAUUGACGAGAUCGCGAGCUACCAUGAAGGCGUUGCAGCGGAGGAGGCCCUGAUCUUACGAGGUCCUCAACCAAACCAACUCACUGCAUACACUGAGGUGCUGGAGCGUAUGAACGCGAGCGUCGCAUUCAACAGCGCAGACUCCCGGGACAAAGCGCGUCUCGUAGAAAGCGGCGCGAAGAAGCUCAUUCAGCUGUACACGAAGCUUGUCGCGGAAGGGUCGUCGGGCGUACCACCCGGCGGCGCCGAGUUCUCGUCCAUACCGUUCCCCGCGCAUCUCCUUACGACCCUUCGUCCGCUUGUCGCUUUCCUCCGUACGCUCCCACUACCCGCGACGUACCCAUCGCAUCCGGCUGCGCCUGGGAUACAAUCCGCAUUAAAGGAUGCACAGAAGGGGUAUGGCGAUAUGCGUGGAGCUUGGGUGCGGAAGUGCCUGGAGACGUUCGGGAAGCGGUUGGUCGAUAGGGCGGAGACUAUCGACGGCGUUGCUGCAGGUCAGGAGGUGGGCAGGUGGACUGAGAAUAUGCUCAGUGUCGCAGAGGAAGAGUACGACCUCCUACUCGAACUCGCUCCGCUGAACGCCCCGAACGCCCUUAGCUCAACAUACGCCACCCUCAUCUCUCCACUCACCUCUCUCUUCACCUCCACACUCGGGUCGCUCGGUUCCCUGAUCAAGCGCAACCUGAAUAGGAAUACCUUCUUUGCGCUGUCCGCUUACUCCUCGCUAACUUCGCUAGGAGCGCGGUGGAGCGACGUCAUGACGCGGCGAGCAGAUCGCAAGGAGAACGAACUGAAGGACGGCCUCCAUUCCAUUCGCGCGUCGUGCCUGCGUAGUUUCCCCGAGGUCUUGGCCGAUAUCCGGAUGGCAGGUUUGGGGAAAGGCGGAGAGAUCGGGACUGGGCUCGCAGAGUUCACAAUAUCGACCGUCCAGUACCUCGAGCGAUUAUUGGCAGUGCGCGAUGCUGCGGCGUCGGCGCUUCUGACCCUUGGUGACGGCAACUGGAAGAUGGGCGAGGGGACGCAGGUGGGCAAGACGAAGGCUGCCGACGUCGACGAGCAAACCGUGCUCGAACAUUUCACAUACGACGUCGUCAACGCCGUGAUCCAGUCUCUGAUUUCGCUCUCGCGGACGAGCAAGCGCCCCGCGUUCGGCGCGAUCUUCCUGCUCAAUAACGUCUCCUUCCUCCGCACGCAGCUCCUCGUUGAGCGCUCGGACGUGGCCGCGAUCCUCUCGCGCCCGUCGCAGGACCUGCUCAACUCCAACUUCCGCAUCGCCAAAGCGGGCUACUUCGAGGCCAACUUCUCGCCGCUCCUCCAGACGCUCAUCGACGAGAAGGACAAGGGCAAGAGCGCGGUCAAGGAGAAAUUCACCCGGUUCUUCGAUCUGCUCGACGAGGUCACGGAGCGGCACCAGAUGGCGCGGGUGCUCGUGGACGACCCGGAUGGGCGGGCGACGGUUGCGGACGAGGCUGUCAAGCUCGUCGUGCCGUCGUUGCAGAGGUUUAUUCAGCGGAAUCUCGGGAAGGAGUUCAGCAAGAACCCACAGAAGUACAUCAAGAUGCCUCCUGAGGAUGUCGAGAACUUGAUCAAGGGGUUCUAUACCGGUGGCACAAGCACACUGCCAUUGCCUCCACCACAGGAGAAGCUCACUAACACCCUAUUACAACAAGCUGGAUGGGGCUGGUAGUUAUUAGAGUAUAUCAUCACGGCUAGGUCAACGUGUACAACAUCUGCGGAGCUCAUUGUGAUUCAUCGUCUGAAACGUUCUUGUCAUUGUUGCUAGGCCCCCAAUAGGAUUCGCCAUAGUCGAGCAGGAGCUCUCGGCCUUUCUUCACAAGUUUUUUCCCGGUCGUGAAAUAUAUCUUGACAUCUCCAUCAACAUUAAUUUCCUCCGCUGCUGCAUUGGGUUUAGUGCCUUUUGGGGGAUGAUUCAAGCACCGAGUAGGGUCCCCAACUGUGGCAGCAUCAAGGACAGAGUCCUGAUCACCGUUGAGACCAAACAGAUAAUUCAACCCCCUAUGCUGGAAGACCAUUUUUUGUGCUUCGUCUGCCCUAUCCCUUGCGCGCUGAGUUAGAGGCAUGGUGAAGUACUCUCCAAUAUACUCCCCAAGUAGGCUCUCUUUGGGAAUAUCACUGGUAGCAAAGGUUCCUAACCCAAAUGAACCCUGAUAAACCGCAAGCUUCU